ACCUGCAGGGCAGAAACAGUCACUCACACACAAUGAAGGUCGCCAUCCUCCUGCUUAUGCUCAAUCUGCUCGGUGUCUCCAGUGUGAUGAUGAAUACAAAUCUCAAAAAGAAGAUUGAAGGGAAUUGGCAAACUGUUUACUUAGCUUCUAGUUCUGUCGAGAAGAUAAAAGAAGGCUCACCCUUGAGAACCUACUUUCGUCGCAUUGAAUGUGGGAAGAAAUGCAAGCAAAUCUACCUCUAUUUUUAUGUCAAGAAAGGGACCAACUGCCAGAAGUAUGAAAUCAUAGGAAAGAAAAGGCAAGAAUUUUACCAGGCACAGUAUGAAGGAAAAAUAACAUUCAUGGUAAAAAUGGUGAAUGAGAAGAUAUUGCUGUUUCAUUAUUUUAACAAGGACCAUACGGGGAAAGUCACACGAGUAGCUGGAAUUCUGGCAAAAGCCAAACAACUGACUAAGGAUGAGAUGACACAGUAUAUGGACUUUGUGGAGGAAAUUGGCAUUGAGGAUGAGAAUGUACAACGUGUCCUGGACACAGACACCUGUCCAAAGAAGAUCAAGACUAGAUGACAGCAUCAGGAAUUUUCCAAUAAAUCCUUCCUGAAGCCUGAAACAUCAAUAUGAAGAUGGAGCUUCUUUUCUCUUAGAAGAUCACAUCUCCCUAUUUACUGUAUAUUACAAUUCCUGUCUCCAUAUUUUCUCUUUCAUCUGUCCUUUCCUGUGUUCUAAUCAGGGUUAGUGCAUCUUUGAAUAUUUAAAUAAAUUUUUUCACUUGCAUACACUUCUUUGAAGAAAGAAAGCUAAAGCACAAUACACAUAAGUAUCUAUUGGACUUUUUUAAAAGGAGAGGAGGGUUGGAUAGAUUGAUUGAAGGUUAAGAGUGCUUGCUGCUCUUCCAGAGGAAAUGUGUUCUAUUAUUAGUGCCCAC
Molecule: messenger RNA, 924 nt
Organism: Microtus oregoni (creeping vole)
Lineage: Eukaryota; Metazoa; Chordata; Mammalia; Rodentia; Cricetidae
Product: probasin-like
Exons: 7
Coding region: 33-566 (177 amino acids)
Molecular function (GO): odorant binding; small molecule binding
Source: RefSeq, a predicted model, not a curated record